Molecule: messenger RNA, 4318 nt
Organism: Teleopsis dalmanni
Lineage: Eukaryota; Metazoa; Arthropoda; Insecta; Diptera; Diopsidae
Product: serine/threonine-protein kinase minibrain-like
Exons: 8
Coding region: 102-2843 (913 amino acids)
Biological process (GO): protein autophosphorylation; peptidyl-serine phosphorylation; positive regulation of DNA-templated transcription
Cellular component (GO): nucleus
Molecular function (GO): transcription coactivator activity; protein serine/threonine kinase activity; protein serine/threonine/tyrosine kinase activity
Source: RefSeq, a predicted model, not a curated record
UUAUUGACGGUCGACGGUGCAGUGCAGUUUUAGAAAUUAGUCUCUCCUCCUCCUACAAGCUUUUAAACAUAAAUUUGUAAUUGUUAUUUAAUAUUGAAAAGAUGUCAACCGCCGCUUUGUGUUAUUGGCAAUCAAUCACCUCCAACAUGAAACUGAAUAAUGAUUGGGAAAUGGAUGGCCCAAGGUGUGAAGGUGUAAAUGUUGAUAUUUGCGUUGGUGAUAGCAGCAGUCAUAACAAAAAUAGUGAUGUUAGAGCAGCUGAUUUUGAUGGUCACCAAUUGAUGAGGAAUUUGUCUGCAGCUUAUGUAUCCAGUGCGGCUUCGGGGGUUGAGUCUGGUCGCCAGAGGCAUGCCCCGCUUUAUGGACGCUUUGUGGUCGAGGAGGAACUUCCCGCAACACAUCGAGAUGUAAUGCAUCACCGAUCUAGUCCAACGUCGUCGUCUGAAGUGCGAGCUAUGCAGGCACGAAUCCCAACACAUUUUCGUGAUCCAGCAACAGCGCCGCUUCGAAAACUAAGCGUGGAUUUAAUCAAGACCUACAAGCAUAUAAAUGAGGUUUAUUAUGCGAAAAAGAAACGACGCGCUCAACAGACUCAAGAUGAGGAGGAUUCUUCAACUAAAAAAGAACGUAAAUUAUAUAACGAUGGUUAUGAUGACGAUAAUCAUGAUUAUAUUAUUAAAAAUGGAGAGAAAUUCUUGGAUAGAUAUGAAAUAGAUUCUUUAAUAGGUAAGGGAAGUUUCGGACAGGUGGUUAAAGCCUAUGACCAUGAAGAGCAAUGUCAUGUAGCGAUAAAAAUUAUUAAAAAUAAAAAACCGUUCCUAAAUCAGGCACAAAUUGAAGUUAAAUUACUGGAAAUGAUGAAUCGCGCGGAUGCUGAAAAUAAAUACUAUAUCGUAAAACUAAAACGGCAUUUUAUGUGGCGUAAUCAUUUAUGUUUAGUGUUUGAACUGCUCUCCUAUAAUUUAUACGAUCUGCUGCGGAAUACGAAUUUUCGUGGUGUGUCCCUAAAUUUAACUCGUAAAUUUGCCCAACAGCUUUGCACUGCUUUACUCUUCCUGAGUACACCAGAACUGAAUAUAAUUCACUGUGAUUUAAAGCCCGAAAAUAUUUUACUUUGUAACCCGAAGAGAUCAGCAAUUAAAAUUGUGGAUUUUGGUAGUUCUUGUCAGCUGGGCCAAAGGAUAUAUCAAUAUAUUCAAUCACGUUUUUAUCGAUCACCCGAAGUCCUCCUUGGCAUACCAUAUGAUUUAGCAAUUGAUAUGUGGUCACUGGGUUGUAUACUAGUUGAAAUGCAUACUGGUGAACCACUAUUUUCUGGUUGUAAUGAAGUUGAUCAAAUGAAUAAAAUCGUUGAAGUGCUUGGUAUGCCGCCAAAGUAUUUACUAGAUCAAUCAAAUAAAACGCGUAAAUUUUUUGACAUAAUUGUUUCGGAUGGAUCGUAUGUAUUAAAGAAAAGUCAAAACGGUCGAAAAUAUAAACCUCCAGGAUCACGUAAACUUCAUGAUAUACUUGGUGUAGAAACGGGGGGCCCUGGGGGACGUCGUCUGGGUGAACCCGGUCACUCUGUGGCGGAUUAUUUAAAGUUCAAAGAUUUAAUAUUAAGAAUGUUGGAUUUUGAUCCGAAGUCACGUGUUACACCUUAUUAUGCCUUGCAACAUAAUUUUUUCAAACGUACUACUGAUGAGGGUACGAACACAGCAGCGAACAUAGCAAUAUCAUCACCGUCGGUUAGUUCGACGUCGUCUUCAGCCAUUGGUCAAGGCCAACAGCAACUGUUACCAAGUAGUGCGGUGCAACAUCAAGAACAACAAAGUCAUGGUCUACUGUUGCAUCCGAAUGUGCAUUCAUCUUCAUCCUCCUCAUCAGCCUCAAAUAUAUCUGCGCUUAAUAAUCAGCAACCUAACAGUUUAAAUAGCUUAGGCAAUAGUAUGAGUUCCCUGCAGCAAAUACCAUUAACCAAUCUGAUGCAUAGUCGUAGUGCUAUACGUGGCUCUUCAAAAAUGGGUUAUGAUCAUCCUAUGCUAAAGUCAAUGUAUGAGGUACAACAACAACAACAAGCCGCAGCGUUAAUGGCAGCGCAACAAGGAUUACAAGCUCUUCUCUCACCAUCAGCGAAUAUUGGUGGAAAUAGUAGUGGAGCAACAGUCAAUCAUUGCAAUAGUAAUAAUAAUUAUCCGCAUGCUAUGGAUUGUGAUCCGCCAGCCUCACAAAUGCCACAACCUCGUUUCAUAACUAGUAAUUCAAUAGGAGGCGUUUCAAAUACAUCAUCUUCACUAUCUUCCUCGAAUAAUAAUGCUGGAGUUGGUAGUAAUGGCUCCAGUCGGAUGCGGUCGUCGCAUCAUAUAUUUAAUACGCCACAAAAAAAUUCCCAAUUAUCAUUAAUUGGGCAACAUGGAACACCUAAUACAGCGCAACAAAUGCAGCAUCACAAUUAUGCUCCUGCUUCUUUACCACUUGAUUUAGUCAAUCAUCCAUUGUCAGCGGCAGCAUCUCACUUAAUGAUGACUGACUCAAGUGUAAUAACAGCAUCAACAGGUAGCUUAUCUGGUCCCUCUUCGUACUCCUCAUUACUUUAUCAACAUCAACAACAGCCACACAGUUUCGCAAUGUCAGGACCUCAGUCAACGCACGGUAUCGGUAUAGGUGCUGUAGAUAUGCCCCCGCCACCAACUGCAUUGCUGCAGCAUCAACAAAGGCGUGGCGAAAGCGCUUCACGUGUUCUUGGUGGCGGUGGUAAUGUAGGAGGGCCCGGUAAUGGUGCGGCUGGAAAUAAUGGUGGCGGAGACUCCUCUUCACCUAUGGUUGGUGUUUGUGUUCAGCAGAGUCCUGUCGUAAUUCACUAGAUUUAAGAGCGUAUUAAUAUAUCAUAAAAUUUCAACACUGUAACACUGUUUUUCUGAAACAGUCCUUUGAACAUGCAUACAUUCAAAACUAAUAUGUAUUAUAUACGUAAAUAUUUUUAACCAACCACAUAACAGCUACUUCCUAUAUAGCCUUAUAUAUGCAUGUAUAUAUUCCUAACUUCUCACAUGUCGGUCACACUAUUAAUUAUAAUAAAUUUAAUUAUUAAUUAAUUUAAUGCAUGUAACAAUGAAAUUUUAAAAAUAUUUCUAAAACGAAAUGUUAAGUACGUUUUUAUUUUUAAGGAUUUUAAGAAUUAAUUCUUGAUGACGUAAAUAUUCCCUUAAAAUACAAGUACAAACAGAUCCAAUUUAUCUAUAAAUGUCCUAUUUAUCAAAUUUCUUGUAAUCGCUAGACAUCAUGAAAACACAUUGCAAAAAAUUAAAAUGACCCCACAAAAUUACCUGUGGGGCGGCAUGAUUGAUAAUUUUAUGGAAUCGUUAUAAAUUUAAAUGUAGUUAUUUAAUUUAUUUAUUUUAACUUGAAUGUUUUGAUGUAUUUAGGUUGUUAGUACCUGUACUGUUCUUAAAUUGAGCGCAAAGAUCUACAGAAAGUCAUUGGCGUAUUACUUUUUCGCUUCAGAUUUAUUGCAGACUUGCGUAUUAUGUAUCUUUGCUUUCAUCAACCAAAUAAAGUGUAGAAACUUUAAGAUAAAUGCGUUCAGAUUCGUCAAUACCAGAUUAAUGGUAUUGAGACAUUUCUGAAGAUCUUAUUGAGGACAUAUUAAUUUUGUAAAUUUUUUGUCUAAAGCUUACAAUGCUUGUUGUACCUCAUAGGAAUCUGUUUGUAAAAUCCCUUUGGAGGUAUGAAAUCCUUUUUAUCCCUUUUCGAUAAAAGGUCGGUAUCUCCAUCUGGAUCAAUUGGAAUAUCUCAUUGAUGGGAAAUUAUAGUAAGAGCAAUGAGUAUCCCGUGGGUAAUUACAUUUUUUUGGUAGAGAUUUUAUUCUUUUUCAUGAAAUAAAAUGAUCUGUCAACAAAAUCGUAAGAAAGUAUUUCAUUAUCGGAAAAUAAGUUCCAUCACUUUGCUUUAACAAUUUCAAAAUCAUAGUCGAUGUAUCAAUUUUCCACGCAUAAUCGAUUUUCACUGUAGACAAUGGAUAUCGAUGUGUAUAAGUGCAUUCAGUUUAUCAGGUAUAUUCUGGGUGUUCUUUAGCCCCGCGAGCUACUCUCCUGGCUAUGUGGCUAUAUGACACAAUAAUAAUAUAUAUAUUUAUAAUAUAUAAUAUAUAUAUAUAUUAUCUCUGGGCGUUAUAAAAUUUAAUGCACGAAAUUAAAUUUAAAUUAAUUAUUUUUUGCAAUUACAGAUGUGUAAGUGGUUAUAAUUGAGUUUGAUUUUGUUUUUUAUUUUCAUAUCCGUCCAAUUUGUUAAAAAAAUUCCGUUUUAAUUUUACUCGCAUCCGAACUGUCUCAAGAAUUAA